AUGGAUCCUUACAGCACCAAGGAAGCUAUCCUCCAGCUCGGUGUUAUCGACCCAGAGAUCGACGAGAUCCUAAAGAACAACUUCCCUCUCGACCUGUCUUCACUCCCACCAGAGGUUUUGCUUCAAGGCUCAGUAGCGAAUGAAAUGACCACUUGUGAAAAGUACUCGGGACACGGAACUCACGAGACAUUGAUGACCAUCCCAAUGCGCGAUGGUUAUGAAAGCGAGAUCCGGGUGAUCAAGCCACCUAACGCACAGCCCAAUACUCCGCUCGUACUCCUGAUCUAUGGCGGAGGGUUCUUCAGUGGGACGAAUAUCCAACUACUUCCCUGGGCGACAGCAACAGCCGCACUCUACGGUGCAACAGUGAUUCUCCCUUCCUAUCGAUUAGCACCACAACACAAAUUCCCCAUUGCCCACAACGAUAUCUGGGAUACUGUGAAAUGGCUUGCUAGUAAUGCCUCUUCGCUAGACGCAGACCUCUCAAAGGGCUUCGUCAUUGGCGGUAGCUCAGCCGGAGGAAACUUAUCAAUCGUUACUGCUCAUCGCGCCAUGAGAGAGCACCUCUUCCCUCCGCUGACGGGUGUGCUGGCUAUUAUUCCGCCCUGCAUGGACGAGCAGACUGUGCCAGAGAAAUAUAAGCAUUUAUGGGUGUCACGCGAGCAAAAUUCUCUCUCACCGGUUUGCAAUGCCAAAGAUAUCGAGACCUGGACAAGCUGGUGGGAGCCAGAUUUCCAGUCCGUUGAUUUUUCGCCGUUGAAUUCGGACGUAUCGCUUGCUGGUAUGCCGCCGACUCAUGUGCAGGUUGAUGGGAUGGAUACGCUGCGUGAUGAUGGGUUGAUCUAUGAGAAACUUCUUCGCGACCAGGGUGUCGCUACUCGUCUGGAUGUUUAUCCCGGUAUGCCGCAUGCUCAUUGGAUGCUUUGGCCUGAGCACGAAUUGUCUAUCAAGUCGAAUAUCGAUACACUUUCUGGUAUUGGGUGGUUGCUUGGCCAGGAGCUUGAGAGGGAUGAGGUCGAGCGCAUCUGGACUACGGCACCUUAA
Molecule: messenger RNA, 1044 nt
Organism: Penicillium samsonianum
Lineage: Eukaryota; Fungi; Ascomycota; Eurotiomycetes; Eurotiales; Aspergillaceae
Product: alpha/beta hydrolase
Exons: 2
Coding region: 1-1044 (347 amino acids)
Molecular function (GO): hydrolase activity
Source: RefSeq, a predicted model, not a curated record